Molecule: messenger RNA, 13574 nt
Organism: Podarcis lilfordi (Lilford's wall lizard)
Lineage: Eukaryota; Metazoa; Chordata; Lepidosauria; Squamata; Lacertidae
Source: the annotation of a GenBank genome assembly
AUGAAAGAGACGGAUCCUGCAAACCUAGCGAGGAUGGAAGGAGGAAGAUGGAUGGAUGACCUGGUCCGGCUGUCUCCUGCAUCCCUCCCCACAACCUCUGAGCACUCCCUCCCAGGGACCUCCGAGAGAUCUGGUGAGUCCCAGGAGAGUGGAGAUGGGGACGUAGAGGGAUGGAGCCGGAGAGGAAUUGGGGCUUGCUCAGCUUGGGGGUGGGGGGAGGCAGGCAGGCGGAUGGAGAUGGAGAAGGGGAGCACCUUUUCGGGCUCCCCCACCUGCCUGCCUGCCUGCCUGCCUGCUCCUUUUGUCAUCUGCAGGCAAUUUGAGCUAGAAAUAGAUCACAGCUCCCCGGCCACUGCGAUGUAUUGGCAGCUCAAAAGGUCUAAAACCAGUUCUGUGAUCUGAAUGCCCUACCAAUUUCAGAGAACUCACUGAUCCAUCGCGCAGCACUGGACUCCUUAAAGGAACCUGAUCCUGCUGUGCAGUGAGAACUCAGAUGGGGCCUCCGUGUGUUGCCUUUUUCUCUUCUUUUUGUAUAACUUUUAUUAGCUUUAUAAAACAAGGAAGAUAGGAAUAAUAGAUGAUACAAAUAUGUAGGCUGAGUCUGUAUAUCUCAAACAUAGCAGAAUAAAUUUGCAGGAGUAUCUAUAACAUAUAGUUCAUCUUUUCUUGAGCAAUAUUUUGCCAUAUAUUCAUCAAAACAUUUCCACUCCUUUUUAAAUUUUUGAUUCGACUGAUUUCUUCUUAUAGCAGUUAAUUUUGCCAGAAUUAAAUAUUCAUUUAGUUUACAAAUCCAUUCCUCCUUUGUGGGUAUAGUUUGUGACUUCCACCGAGCAGCAAUCACUAUUCUAGCAGCUGCACUUGUGGAAUGUAAUGGCGUCCGCCACACUUUCCUGUGCCAACUCUCCGUGCCAACUGUGAGCCUGAAGCUGUCUUCCUGGCUCCAAGCCGAGUUUCGCAGCAGCGGUCGUGCCUUGGGUGGGUGAUAAAUCCAAGGCUGUACGCAGGCUUCUUGCUCAUCUAAGAAGUCUUUACUCAUUGUACAGAAAAACAUCAUAAAUCAACCCGGAGAUCGAGCGGACAUCUCCUCGGCUCGACAGCUAAAAACGAAAGUAACUCGCACACAAAGAAAGAUUCCCGUAUGUGAACAAAACCACGCCUCAGAAUGUGAGAUGUCACACAGAACUGUUUAACCCUGUAAGUUCUGAUUCUCCUCAUAGUACUUGCAUAUAGAAAAAUUCUUCCCCCCCCCAUGGUAUCUCUUCAUCUAUCACUGCAAGGAGAUAUGUCUCUGGUUUCUUUGUUAUUGAUAUUUUCAACAUCUUCUUUAGUUCUUCGUGUACUACUAUCCCAAAUUUCUUAAUUUCCUCACACCUCCACCACAUAUGUAUUGUUGUUCCUAUUUUUCCACCACAUCUGCAACAGAGGUUGGAUUUCAAUUUGUAUAUCUUUGCCAGCUUAACUGGCAUUAAGUACCACCUAUAGAACAUCUUUACAAAAUAUUCUUUAAUUGUAUAUGAGGCAGUAAAUCGUAUAUCCUCUCGCCAGAGUUUCUCCCAUUGCUCUAGAUAGAUAGUAUGUCUGAGAUCCUGAGACCAUUUACCAUAUUUUUCGCUCUAUAGGACGCACUUUUCCCCUCCAAAAAUGAAGGGAAAUGUGUGUGCGUCCUAUGGGGCAAAUGCAGGCUUCAGGAGAGCCCCAGCGCCAGCCCCACAAAGUCGGGGGACAGAGGGAGGCGGAACGCCGCCAUCCCGCUGUCUCCCGAAGUGGUUUGGAGGCUGACGGCGGAGAGACCCUGCCGCCAGCCCCGCAAGCUCCGGGGACAGCUGGGAGGCGCAGCGCGUCUUCCCCUGUCCCCGGACCUGAUCUGAAGGCGGGCGGCGGGGAGAAAUUUAAAGAUUACUUACAGAAAUAUUGCAAAAUUAAUGAAUGUUAGAGUGAUGUUGGAUUGAAAUUAAGUGGCUUCUAGCUGUACAGGCUUUAAAGUUAUAUAUAGAUCAAGAUUAAGGAUUAGGAUUAAAAAAGUUAAAAGAAAUGGAAAGUUGGCAUUUAAUAGGUCAAAAUUUAAUGUUAUAUUAUAUUAAGAUCAAGGAUUGGGAUUAAAAAGGAGGGAAAGGAAUUGCUGGACAAACAAAUUGAAUUGGAAUACAAAAGAGGGAGGUAUGAGGAGGUCCGGGAAAUAAGUAAAUGUAAAAGUUGUGAUGAAAAGAUGGAAUUGUUUUUAACUGUUUUUUUUCUUUCUUUUUUCUUGUAUUUUGUAUGGUGUAUUUCUAUUUUUAUUUUCAAACUUCUUUUUUUUUAUUAUUAAGAUGUCUCUUUUCAUGUGAAACUUCAAUAAAUAUCAUUUAAAAAAGAAAAAAAAAAAAGAGAACAGAAAUUGUGCUCCAGCGGCACAGUGGCAGCAGGAGGCCCCAUUAGCUAAAGUGGUGCUUCAGGUUAAGAACAGUUUCAGGUUAAGUACGGAUCUCUGGAACGAAUUAAGUACUUAACCUGAGGUACCACUGUAAUAGCUACUGUGCUAUUUUCUGCCCAUGCUCUGGGGUUGCAGUUUUCAGGCUUGGGGACAGGGUGGUGACUGGUUUUUGCACCAAGUUCUGUCCAUAAGCCCCACUGAGUUCAAGGGUUCCACCUUGAGGUCACUACUGGACAGACCCUGCCAGCCUUACGAAGUCGGGUGAUUAGCAAACAGGGGAAACUGGAACGACAGGAGAUGUUUCGAAAUGGGGCUUCUGUUGGGAAGGGGCUGCCCCAUUUGUGCUUCUCCAGGGGCAGGAGAAUAUCUAGGGCAGGAGAAUCCCUGCAGGGCCUCUGAGGCUCCCUUUGCUUCUUCCUCUCUCCCAGGACCCUGCAGCUUCUUUUGGCUCCUUAACUCCUCAGGAAGGAUGAGUGAGACGGAUCCUGUCAAGCUAGAGGAGAUGGAAGAGGGAAGAUGGACGCAUGACCUGGUCCGGCUGUCUCCUGCAUCCCUCCCCACAACCUCUGAGCACUCCCUCCCAGGGACCUCCGAGAGAUCUGGUGAGUCCCAGGAGAGUGGAGAUGGGGACCUGGAUGGAUGGAGCCAGAGAGGAAUUGGGGCUUGCUCAGGUUGGGGGUGGGGGGAGGCAGGCAGGCGGAUGGAGAUGGAGAAGGGGAGCACCUUUUUGGGCUCCCCCACCUGCCUGCCUGCCUGCCUGCCUGCCUGCCUGCGCUUUUGUCAUCUGCAGGCAAUUUGAGCUAGGAAUAGAUCACAGCUCCCCGGCCACCGCGAUGUAUUGGCAGCUCAAAAGGUCUAAAACCAGUUCUGUGAUCUGAAUGCCCUGCCAAUGUCAGACAACUCACUGAUCCAUCGUGCAGCACUGGACUCCUUAAGGGAACCUGAUCCUGCUGUGCAGUGUGAACUCAGAUGGGGCCUCCGUGUGUUGCCUUUUUCUCUUCUUUUUGUAUAACUUUUAUUAACUUUAUAAAAUAAGGAAGAUAGGAAUAAUAGAUGAUACAAAUAUGUAGGCUGAGUCUGUAUAUCUCAAACAUAGCAGAAUAAAUUUGCAGGAGUAUCUAUAACAUAUAGUUCAUCAUUAGUGGUCAGUGUAUGAGUUCUGGGUGCAUGAAUUGCUUUCAACUGAAACAAAAAAGGGAAACAGGAGAGAACAGAGAACAUUCAAGAUCGCAGAGCCAAAUGCCUAGACUGGAGCUCUUGUGGCCGUUGUGCUUAGAUUAAGUGAGUAAUAGUCAUUUUUCCUCUUCUGUUACCAAUGAAACAAGACAGAGUUGGUCUUAUCAUGAAAAUGGGAGGGGGUUCAAAGUGAAGAAAGAGAUUUACGUAUAAAUUUAAAUAUUUUCCUGUUUUAAUUUUUUUAAAUUAUUAUUAUUUUUAAUGGUUUUCACAUAUUACUUUACAAUACAGAUGUACCAAAGCCAACACCAUUUCCUUCCCAUCCCCCCAUACAUUUACAUUUCUAUUUCCUCAAUCAAUCAUAUUAUCCUUUUCUCCCUCCUCCCACUUCCCUCCGCCCCCACUGGUUUUCCUCCACAUUAUACAAUUUACAAUAAUCUUUGCAUUCUACAACCUUCUCAAAUCAUCUUUAUAUUCUUAUUAUCUUUCCUUACUAAUUUUUCUUCCAUCCAGUACUUCACAUUUUAAUCUAGGCAUAUUAGCGUAUCUUUCCUUGAGCAAUAUUUUGCCAUAUAUUCAUCAAAACAUUUCCACUUGGUUGUCAAGUCUCUGCUUAAAGACCUCCAAAGAAGGAGACUCCACCACACUCCUUGGCAGCAAAUUCCACUGUCGAACAGCUCUUACUGUCAGGAAGUUCUUCCUAAUGUUUAGGUGGAAUCUUCUUUCUUGUAGUUUGGAUCCAUUGCUCCGUGUCCGCUUCUCUGGAGCAGCAGAAAACAACCUUUCUCCCUCCUCUAUGUGACAUCCUUUUAUAUAUUUGAACAUGGCUAUCAUAUGACCCCUUAACCUCCUCUUCUCCAGGCUAAACAUGCCCAGCUCCCUUAGCCGUUCCUCAUAAGGCAUCGUUUCCAGGCCUUUGACCAUUUAGUUGACAAAGAUUCUGCAGGUGACAAUCCUGACUAGUCAGCUGACCUAGACCCCAAGGAACCCCCUAAAUCAAAGACCCCGGGGUCUUUGCAGUUGAGGAAUCUAGGGAAGGACCUUACUGACAGAACUGAAAAGAAUUGUUUACAUGCCUUCUGUGCUCUGCCAUAAGAAGCCCAGAAUGAAAUACUCUCAGAUUUGACCUCUGACGUUCCUGCCUAAUAAGUUUGAAGAAGGAACACAAGGGCUCAUGCAAGUAGAACUUGACCCUUUGUGCUCCAGAUCCAGCCCACCAGAUAUUCCAGCAUGAGUUGAAUUUAUGGGCUGAAAAGCCACCUCCUCCCACCAGCAGGUUAAUGAACCCUCUUUCCUACCAAUUGGAGAUGAAGAGCUUCCCCAAAGAUUUGGUCCACAUGCAAGAGGCAAAUAUGGCCAAAACACCUGCCUGGCUUGCAAUGAGAGAGCUCAAAGAGCGUCAACGGGGCUCUUCAUACAAAGAACCAAGCAUGCAGGCACCUACAAUACAUGUACAGAGGUACCUCAGGUUCCAUACGCUUCAGGUUACAGACUCCGUGAACCCAGAAAUAGUGCUUCAGGUUAAGAACUUUGCUUCAGGGUGAGAACAGAAAUUGUGCUCCAGCGGCACAGUGGCAGCAGGAGGCCCCAUUAGCUAAAGUGGUGCUUCAGGUUAAGAACAGUUUCGGGUUAAGUACGGACCUCUGGAACGAAUUAAGUACUUAACCUGAGGUACCACUGUAAUAGCUACUGUGCUAUUUUCUGCCCAUGCUCUGGGGUUGCAGUUUUCAGGCUUGGGGACAGGAAGGUGACUGGUUUUUGCACCAAGUUCUGUCCAUAAGCCCCACUGAGUUCAAGGGUUCCACCUUGAGGUCACUACUGGACAGACCCUGCCAGCCUUACGAAGUCGGGUGAUUAGCAAACAGGGGAAACUGGAACGACAGGAGAUGUUUCGAAAUGGGGCUUCUGAUGAGAAGGGGCUGCCCCACUUGUUCUUCUCCAGAGGCAGGAGAAUAUCUAGGGCAGGAGAAUCCCUGCAGGGCCUCUGAGGCUCCCUUUGCUUCUUCCUCUCUCCCAGGACCCUGCAGCUUCUUUUGGCUCCUUGACUCCUCAGGAAGGAUGAGUGAGACGGAUCCUGUCAAGCUAGAGGAGAUGGAAGAGGGAAGAUGGACGCAUGGCCUGGUCCGGCUGUCUCCUGCAUCCCUCCCCACAACCUCUGAGCACUCCCUCCCAGGGACCUCCGAGAGAUCUGGUGAGUUCCAGGAGAGUGGAGAUGGGGACAUGGAGGGAUGGAGCCAGAGAGGAAUUGGGGCUUGCUCAGGUUGGGGGUGGGAGGAAGCAGGCAGGCAGAUGGAGAUGGAGAAGGGGAGCACCUUUUCGGGCUCCCCUGCCUGCCUGCCUGCCUGCCUGCGCCUUUGUCAUCUGCGGGCAAUUUGAGCUAGGAAUAGAUCACAGCUCCCCGGCCACCGCGAUGUAUUGGCAGCUCAAAAUGUCUAAAACCAGUUCUGCGAUCUGAAUGCCCUACCAAUUUCAGACAACUCACUGAUCCAUCGUGCAGCACUGGACUCCUUAAGGGAACCUGAUCCUGCUGUGCAGUGUGAACUCAGAUGGGGCCUCCGUGUGUUGCCUUUUUCUCUUCUUUUUGUAUAACUUUUAUUAACUUUAUAAAAUAAGGAAGAUAGGAAUAAUAGAUGAUACAAAUAUGUAGGCUGAGUCUGUAUAUCUCAAACAUAGCAGAAUAAAUUUGCAGGAGUAUCUAUAACAUAUAGUUCAUCAUUAGUGGUCAGUGUAUGAGUUCUGGGUGCAUGAAUUGCUUUCAACUGAAACAAAAAAAGGGGAAACAGGAGAGAACAGAGAACAUUCAAGAUCGCAGAGCCAAAUGCCUAGACUGGAGCUCUUGUGGCCGUUGUGCUUAGAUUAAGUGAGUAAUAGUCAUUUUUCCUCUUCUGUUACCAAUGAAACAAGACAGAGUUGGUCUUAUCAUGAAAAUGGGAGGGGAGGGGUUCAAAGUGAAGAAAGAGAUUUACGUAUAAAUUUAAAUAUUUUCCUGUUUUAAUUUUUUUUAAUUAUUAUUAUUUUUAAUGGUUUUCACAUAUUACUUUACAAUACAGAUGUACCAAAGCCAACACCAUUUCCUCCCCAUCCCCCCAUACAUUUACAUUUCUAUUUCCUCAAUCCAUCAUAUUAUCCUUUUCUCCCUCCUCCCACUUCCCUCCGCCCCCACUGGUUUUCCUCCACAUUAUACAAUUUACAAUAAUCUUUGCAUUCUACAACCUUCUCAAAUCAUCUUCAUAUUCUUAUUAUCUUUCCUUACUAAUUUUUCUUCCAUCCAGUACUUCACAUUUUAAUCUAGGCAUAUUAGCGUAUCUUUCCUUGAGCAAUAUUUUGCCAUAUAUUCAUCAAAACAUUUCCACUUGGUUGUCAAGUCUCUGCUUAAAGACCUCCAAAGAAGGAGACUCCACCACACUCCUUGGCAGCAAAUUCCACUGUCGAACAGCUCUUACUGUCAGGAAGUUCUUCCUAAUGUUUAGGUGGAAUCUUCUUUCUUGUAGUUUGGAUCCAUUUCUUCUUAUAGCAGUUAAUUUUGCCCGAAUUAAAUAUUCAUUUAGUUUACAAAUCCAUUCCUCCUUUGUGGGUAUAGUUUGUGACUUCCACCGAGCAGCAAUCACUAUUCCAGCAGCUUCACUUGUGGAAUGCAAUGGCAUCCGCCACACUUUCCUGUGCCAACUCUCCGUGCCAACUGUGAGCCUUAAGCUGUCUUCCUGGCUCCAAGCCGAGUUUCACAGCAGCGGUCGUGCCUUGGGUGCGUGAUAAAUCCAAGCCUGUACGCAGGCUUCUUGCUCAUCUAAGAAGUCUUUAAUCAUUGUACGGAAAAACAUCAUAAAUCAACCCAGAGAUCGAGUGGACAUCUCCUCGGCUCGACAGCUAAAAACGAAAGUAACUCACACACAAAGAAAGAUUCCCGUAUGUGAACAAGACCACACCUCAGAAUGUCACACAGAACUGUUUAACCCUGUAAGUUCUGAUUCUCCUCACAGUACUUGCAUAUAGAAAAAUACCCCCCCCCCGUGGUAUCUCUUCAUCUCUCAAUCCAAGGAGAUAUGUCUGGUUUCUUUGUUAUUGAUAUUUUCAACAUCUUCUUUAGUUCUUCGUGUACUACUAUCCAAAAUUUCUUAAUUUCCUCACACCUCCACCACAUAUGUAUUGUUGUUCCUAUUUCUCCACCACAUCUCCAACAGAGGUUGGAUUUCAAUUUGUAUAUCUUUGCCAGCUUAACUGGCGUUAAGUACCACCUAUAGAACAUUUUUACAAAAUGUUCUUUAAUUGUAUAUGAGGCAGUAAAUCGUAUAUCCUCUCGCCAGAGUUUCUCCCAUUGCUCUAGAUAGAUAGUAUGUCCAAGAUCCUUCAGUUGGUUAAAGGUAUACAGGUUGGAGCCAAACAGUACAAAUUGAGAGCAUUUGCAGAUGACUUAGUAUUGACGUUACAGGAGCCAGAAUCUAGUACCAAAAGGGUUUUAGAAUUGAUUCAAGAAUUUGGUCAAGUUGCAGGAUUUAAAUUGAAUAAGGUAAAAACUAAGGUUUUAGAGAAAAAUCUAACACCAAUAUAGAGAGAGAGGUUUCAGAAUGAGACAGGUCUAAUAGUGGUUAAGAAAGUUAAAUAUUUGGGGAUUAACUUGACAGCAAAAAAUGGGAACUUAUUUAAAGACAACUAUGAAAGAUGUUGGGCUGAAGUGAAAAAAGAUUUAGAAAUUUGGUCAAAUUUGAAGCUUUCACUGCUGGGCCGUAUUGCUGCUGUAAAAAUGAAUGUAUUGCCUAGAAUGUUGUUUUUGUUUCAUACAUGGCAAAUUGUGGACAAAAUGGACUGUUUCAAGAGGUGGCAGAGAGAUAUUUCUAGAUUUGUCUGGCAGGGCAAGAAGCCCAGAAUAAAAUUUAGAAUAUUAAUAGAUGCAAAGGAUAGAGGUGGAUUUGCCCUGCCAGACCUUAAACUUUACUAUGAAUCAGCAGCUUUCUGCUGGUUGAAAGAAUGGCUGCUUCUUGAAAACACUGACAUUUUGGAUUUAGAAGGUUUUAACAACGUAUUUGGGUGGCAUGCAUAUCUGUGGUAUGACAGGGUCAAAGCACAUAAAGCAUUUAAAAACCAUAUUGUCAGGAAAGCACUGUUUAAUGUUUGGAUAAGAUAUAAGGAUUUAUUGGAAAACAAAACUCCAAGGUGGCUGUCACCAAUGGAAGCGAAAGCCUUGAAAAAGCUCAAUAUGGAGGUCAAAUGGCCAAAAUAUUGGGAAAUUUUGGAACAAGAUGGAGACAGAUUGAAAUUGCAGAGUUUCGAAAAACUAAAAAACAAGGUGCGAGACUGGCUUCAUUAUUAUCAGAUAAUGGAGGCAUACAAUUUGGACAAGAAAAUUGGCUUCCAGGUGGAAAAAUCAAAAUUAGAAACAGAACUGUUAGAACCCAAAACUAAGAAUUUGUCAAGAAUGUAUAACUUGCUGCUGAAAUGGAACACUCAGGAUGAAACGGUGAAAUCUGCUAUGAUUAAAUGGGCACAAGAUGUUGGACAUAACAUCAUGUUCGCUGACUGGGAACAGUUAUGGACCACAGGUAUGAAGUUUACGGCAUGUAAUGCCUUAAGAGAGAAUAUUAUGAAAAUGAUAUACAGGUGGUACAUAACCCCAGUUAAGCUUGCAAAAAUCUACCAUUUGCCUGAUAAUAAAUGUUGGAAAUGUAAAGAAACUGAAGGUACAUUUUUUCACCUUUGGUGGACGUGCCCAAAGAUUAAGGCUUUUUGGGAAAUGAUAUAUAAUGAAUUAAAAAAGGUAUUUAAAUAUACCUUCUUGAAGAAACCAGAGGCCUUUCUCCUGGGCAUUGUCGGCCAACCGGUGUUAAAAAAGGAUAGAACUUUCUUCAUGUAUGCUACAACAGCAGCAAGAAUACUCAUCGCAAAGUAUUGGAAGACACAAGACCUACCCACACUGGAGGAAUGGCAGAUGAAACUUAUGGACUAUAUGGAAUUGGCGGAAAUGACUGGCAGAAUCCGUGACCAGGGAGAAGAGUCGGUGGAAGAAGAUUGGAAGAAAUUUAAAGAUUAUUUACAGAAAUAUUGCAAAAUUAAUGAAUGUUAGAGUGAUUUUGGAUUGAAAUUAAGUGGCUUCUAGCUGUAUAGGCUUUAAAGUUAUAAAUAGAUUAAGAUUAAGGAUUAGGAUUAAAAAGGUUAAAAGAAUGGAAAAUUGGUUUUUAAUAGGUAAAAAUUUAAUGCUAUAUUAUAUUAAGAUUAAGGACUGGGAUUAAAAAGCAGGGAAAGGAAUUGCUGGACUAACAAACUGAAUUGGAAUACAAAAGAGGGAGGUAUGAGGAGGUCCGGGAAACAAGUAAAUGUAAAAGUAGUGAUGAAAAGAAGGAAUUGUUUUUUAACUGUUUUUUCUUUUUUCUUUUUGAAUUUUGUUUGUGUACUUUUCUUUAUAUUCUUGAAUUUUUCUUUUUUGUUGAUGUGAUUUUUUCUUUAUGAAACUUUAAUAAAUAUCAUUAAAAAAAAGAAAGUAUGUCCGAGCUCCUGAGACCAUUUAAUCGUUUCUUUUUUCUUUAUUUCUUUCUUUUUUUAAAUGAUAUUUAUUACAGUUUCAAAGAAUACAAAAAAUAAAAAUACAAGAAAAUACAAAAUACAGAAAAAAGAAUAAAUUUUUUAAAAUAUAACUAAAAGAAGAAAAAUAAAGAAAAACAUACAAGAUACAAACAGUUAAAAACACGUUAACUUUCCAUAGCAUAUCUUCCUUACCCUUAUUUCUCCGGACCUCUUCAUACCUCCCUUUUUGUAUUCCAGUUCAGUUUGUUAGUUCAGCAAAUCCUUACCAUUAAGCUUUUACCCAUUUGUAAACCUUUUUUCGUAUCUCUUCAAGCAUUACAGCUGGAAACCACUUAGUUCCUAUCCAACAUCCUUCUAAGAUUCAUUAAUUUUACAAUAUUUCUGUAAAUAGUCUUUAAAUUUCUUCCAGUCUUCUUUCACCGACUCUUCUCCCUGGUCUCGGAUUCUGCCAGUCAUUUCUGCCAAUUCCAUGUAGUCAAUCACCUUCAUCUGCCAUUCUUCCAGAGUGGGUAGAUCUUGUGUCUUCCAAUACUUUGCAAUGAGUAUUCUUGCUGCUGUUGUAGCAUACAUAAAAAAAGUUCUGUCCUUCUUUGGCACCAAUUGGCCGACAAUGCCCAGAAGAAAGGCCUCUGGUUUCUUCAGGAAGGUAUAUUUAAAUACCUUUUUCAGUUCAUUAUAUAUCAUUUCCCAGAAAGCCUUAAUCCUUGGGCACGUCCACCAAAGGUGAAAGAAUGUACCUUCAGUUUCUUUACAUUUCCAGCAUUUAUUAUCGGGCAAAUGAUAGAUUUUGCAAGCUUGACUGGGGUCAUGUACCAUUUAAUCAUCGUUUCUUUCACUUCUUCCUCCAUCAAUUCCCAGUCCAAUAAAAGAUUAUAGGUUUUGGAUAACAAUUUCUUGUUGUUGUUUAUCACUGUGACUUUAAAUUUCGAAUCUUCUUUUGCAAAUCCUUUCUUUUGAUCCGAGUUGAAUAUACUUCUAAGUUGUAUAUAUUGCCAUCUGUCAAUUUAAAUUUUGACUUACCAGAUUCAAAUAACUUCUGAUGGGGAGCGUUCAGGUGAAGAUGUUGCUGUUUGUUUCACAGACAAGGCGUGGACGUUGCUGGAUCCUGACCAGAGAGAUCAGCAUAAAGAGGUCAAGGAGGAGAAUCGUGGGAUCGUGGACUCUCUUGGUAAGGCUCCCUGUUGGAUCAUAACAUGUUGUGAUUGCAGAUGGAGUGGAUUCCAUGAUUGAGCCAGAACAAAAUCCAUCCCAGAUAAAAGCCAAGCAAUAUGUCAGUUAAUACCAGCCAACUAAGGAAGUGAAACCUAUAGGACGGCCUCACAUCUCAUUCUCUUCAGAUCUUCCUCUGUCACAAGCAUUCAUUAACAUUGUUCAAUAAUCUGGAGCUCCCAUUUCCUCCUGAGACUCUAAUUAGCAUCUCUCUUCAUUGCAGAUGGUGAUGAAUUGGAAGGGAAGAACAAGGGGGAGCACAACAGAAUCCAGAUAGCGGAGAAGUCAUAUAAAUAUUCAGAGUGUGGAGAGAACAUCCGUCAAAGCUCCCAGUCCACCUCCCAUCAAAGAAAGAGCUUCGUUCGAAGGAAUAGCCUCACUUCACACGAAAUAACACAGAGUAGGAAGAAAUCGUAUCAGUGCUUGGAGUGUGGAAAGAGCUUCAAUCGAAAGAAUAAUUUCACUGUGCAUCAAAGAAUUCAUACAGGGAGAAACCCUAUCAGUGCUUCGAAUGUGGAAAGAGCUUUCGUCUGAGUGGUGAUCUCACUUCCCACCAAAGAAUUCAUACAGGGGGAAAACCCUAUCAGUGCUUGGAAUGUGGAAAGAGCUUCAAUCGAAAGGGUCAUCUCACUUCCCAUCAAAGAAUUCAUACAGGGGAGAAACCCUAUCAGUGCUUCGAAUGUGGGAAGAGCUUUCGUCACAGUGGUGAACUCACUUCCCACCAAAGAAUUCAUACAGGGGAGAAACCCUAUCAGUGCUUCGAAUGUGGGAAGAGCUUUCGUGUGAGUGGUGAUCUCACUUCCCACCAAAGAAUUCAUACAGGGGAGAAACCCUAUCAGUGCUUGGAGUGUGGAAAGAGCUUCACUCAUAGCUCCCAUCUCACUUCCCAUCAAAGAAUUCAUACAGGGGGAAAACCCUAUCAGUGCUUCGAAUGUGGAAAGAGCUUUCGUGUGAGUGGUGAACUCACUUCCCACCAAAGAAUUCAUACAGGGGAGAAACCCUAUCAGUGCUUGGAGUGUGGAAAGAGCUUCACUCAUAGCUCCCAUCUCACUUCCCAUCAAAGAAUUCAUACAGGGGGAAAACCCUAUCAGUGCUUCGAAUGUGGAAAGAGCUUUCGUGUGAGUGGUGAACUCACUUCCCACCAAAGAAUUCAUACAGGGGAGAAACCCUAUCAGUGCUUGGAGUGUGGAAAGAGCUUCAGCCAGAGGGCCCAUCUCACUUCCCAUCAAAGAAUUCAUACAGGGGGAAAACCCUAUCAGUGCUUCGAAUGUGGAAAGAGCUUCAAUCGAAAGGGUCAUCUCACUUCUCAUCAAACAAUUCAUACAGGGGAAAAACCCUAUCAGUGCUUCGAAUGUGGGAAGAGCUUUCGUGUGAGUGGUGAUCUCACUUCCCACCAAAGAAUUCAUACAGGGGAGAAACCCUAUCAGUGCUUCGAAUGUGGGAAGAGCUUUCGUGUGAGUGGUGAUCUCACUUCCCACCAAAGAAUUCAUACAGGGGAGAAACCCUAUCAGUGCUUGGAGUGUGGGAAAAGCUUCAGUUACAGCGCCAAUCUCACUUCCCAUCAAAGAAUUCAUACAGGGGAAAACCCUAUCAGUGCUUGGAAUGUGGAAAGAGCUUCAAUCGAAAGGGUCAUCUCACUUCUCAUCAAAGAAUUCAUACAGGGGAAAAACCCUAUCAGUGCUUGGAAUGUGGAAAGAGCUUCAAUCGAAAGGAUUAUCUCACUUCCCAUCAACAAAUACAUACAGGGGAGAAGCCCUAUCAUUGCUUGGAAUGUGGAAAAUGCUUCAGUCAUAGCACCGGUCUCACUUCUCAUCAACAAAUUCAUACAGGGGAGAAGCCCUAUCAUUGCUUGGAAUGUGGAAAAUGCUUCAUUCAUAGCACCGGUCUCACUUCCCAUCAAAGAAUUCAUACAGGGGAGAAACCCUAUCAGUGCUUCGAAUGUGGGAAGAGCUUUCGUGUGAGUGGUGAACUCACUUCCCACCAAAGAAUUCAUACAGGGGAGAAACCCUAUCAGUGCUUGGAGUGUGGGAAAAGCUUUAGUUACAGCACCAAUCUCACUUCCCAUCAAAGAAUUCAUACAGGGGAGAAACCCUAUCAGUGCUUGGAAUGUGGAAAGAGCUUCUGUCAAAGGGGGACGCUCACUUCCCAUCAACGAAUACAUACAGGGGAGAAACCCUAUCAGUGCUUGGAAUGUGGGAAAAGCUUCAGUCAAAGCUCCAAUCUCACUUCCCAUCAAAGAAUCCAUACAAGAGAGACAACGUCUUAG